UUUUCCAGUUGCAUACGGACAGCUCUUUCUUUUCCACUUUGAUAUUCAGCGAGAAGCACAAUAGGUUUUGUUGUUGUUUCAUGAAAAGGCGAAAUGGACAAGAGUUCUGAAUCAUUAUGAGCAAAAAUGCUUUGAAAUUCCGUCGCUUUAUAUUAAAUAUUGCAAAGGAAUUAACAUCGGAUGAUCGAGCAGAGCUAGGGUAUUAUCUAUCUGACAUUAUCCCACCUGUGAAAAGAGAAGCUCUAAUUAAAAUACCGUCUGCACUAUUCGAAGAACUCGAAAGACGUGGACGUAUCGGACCUGGGAAUCUUAAAUUUCUUCAGGAAUCACUGGAAGCAAUCUUUCGAGAAGAUUUAGCUUAUGAAGUUCAGCAAUUCGACUGCCCUCGCAGGUCUCGCCUGACGCCAAAAAGUGUGCACUACAUUGAGAAUUCCGGCUAUCGCUUGCACAUAAAUGGAGGGAAACAUUUGGUAAACGACAAGGGAGACGACUACGUGCACUUACGAAGUGGUAAAAGUUAUGAAUUGGUCAUUAACAACUUUAACAGUCAUAGGUGUAAAUGCGAAGUAAAAAUAGACGGACAUGUCAUUUCUUCACAAUUGAUUAUAAAGGCAGGGGGAAUGCUCACUUUGGAGCGACCACGUCAAACUGCGAGUCAUUUUAAGUUUUUCGCCGUCAGGGAUGCCCCAUUAGAUUCUGGCAUCGACGAAAGAAAUACUGAACAAAAUGGCUGUAUUCAAGUAAUCUUUACACCAGAAGUUGCCGUAAUGAUAAUAACCUGUGACAUUGGGGAAGGGAAAAUCUACAUAACAAGAUGCUCUUUGAACAUGACUGAUGUGGAAUUUCACCGCAAGGUUUCGCUUAAGUUCAGUUGUGAUUCAGCAACCGUUCUGAUAGAUGGUUAUAGGCCACUUGGUAAACGAAACAUCAAGCUGGUCGAUUAUGGUAUUAAGAAUGGGUCUCGCGUUAUCAUCAAUUUCGGGCUCGUUGGGGGAGGAAUUUCACAAUCCAGUUCAACGCCAACGGCCGAACGUAGCGAAAACAAUGCCCCUGCACCAUUAGAAUGGAUACCAGGUGCUUCGACGAUGCAAGGGCAAAGCGAACAGACGUUUCGGAGUAUUUCCGAUUUUGUUCCGAACAAUAAGACAAGGAAAGUAGCUCUACGUCUGAGGCUCGUAGCAAGGGCAGAUGAAAUCCCAAUUCCAUCAAAUGGAGAAUGCAUUCCUUUUAUCCUAGGAAAUCGUCAUCCACCGCCGGUGUAACACGGGGUAAGGUGAACUGAUAUUAUUCUGACAAUUAAUUUGUAAAUGCUUUUUUUCCAUCUAGCCUAGUUUUUGGCCUGUUGCUUCUGACGCUUCUCGAUUUUUAACGAUUUAAAUAAAAAAAGGAACCUAAUUGUAAGAGCCUUGCACGGAGUACCGCCAACUUGAAUUCCUGUAUUUUAGACACAAUUUCUUGAUAAUUUUUUUUAAAAACUCUUAAUAAUUCAUGAGGAAAAGACAAAGGAAAUCACUACCAUGUCAGUGGUUUUAUAUGUGAUAAAAAAUCAGGUUCAUUCACAUAAACUUUGGCUUUGACUUUCUCGACUAAGACAACGUUUAUUUUUAAAAUUACUUCGCCAAUAAACUCAUAAGAUGGGAGUUUUUUAAGCCAUUUAAAACACUCCGUGCUUUAUCAGAUAUAAGACACUCGAGCAGCGCUCUCGCCGUGUUUUAUAUCUCACUUCAGACCGAGUCCAUGUCGGAUCGCUCGCGGGCUUGGGUGCAAGAUUGAUAUAGGCGUUAAGAAUAGUGUGUGACUAAGUGACUUGACAAGAACUAGGCUAGUUUCUGUAUUUUUAUGCCGCGAUUUACUUAAAAUUUAAUUCAUUUAUUCAAUAUUAUUAGAGGGACUUCGGCCUUUCACAUCUGAGAUCAUGAGUUAGUUGUGUUCAUCAACUCGUUGUUUCUCGUCAGGUGAAGAGUCGGUCAACGCUCUGCCGAAGUCGUGGGUUUUUCCCGGGUACUCCGGUUUCCUCCCACAAGGAAAGUUGACAGGGUGGGUAAGAUUUAAUAUAGUAGAAAAUAGUCAUAUAAUACAAUACAAUAGAAAAUGGUCAUAUAAUUCGUAAUUUGAAAGGUCGAUGGCAUAUUGUUAUGUUGUAACUUCAAAUCUUGUAAUUGGGAACUGUCUCCAAGCUUACUAGCUCAGGGGUUGUUUACAUGAUUGAUGAUCCCGCUUUGCCUGGACGAGAAAUCAGGAGUCGGCACGAAGCUCUAGGAAGAUGUUCUGCAUGUGACUGGUUGAUUAUGACAAUGACAAAAGAAUAAGCUAUAGUCAGAAUGGAUUUUCUAAAGAACGAAGCAAGAACAAUAUUCCUUUUGUUUAUGUAAGCCAAUUACGUCUUUUGUCAUUGUCAUAAUCAACCAGUCACAGAACAUCUUCCUAGAGCUUCGUCUUUACUGGAAAUCAGGCGGGAUGAAUUCAAUGUAUUGAAAUAACUCAAAUAAGUCACUGGGUGCACAAAAACGAAAGGUUGUUCAAGCAGCAACUGAUCUUCUUGAACUACGAGAUAUUCUCGACAACGUUUGAGUUCGUUUAACCAGCGUUUGUACUUUCGUUUUAGCCUGUAGUGAUUUAUUUGAAAUUUUGAAUACAUCAAAAUCAUCCCGCCUCCCAUUCUGUCACAGUCGAUCAAGAUAUGAUGGUCCGGAAACUAAACAGAAGUGUUUGUCAUAUGUUUUGUGCACGGUGAGGUACAGUUCAACAUCAAACGAAGGUCUUCUAUUUUGUGGCUUUGAAGUUUGCCGGGAUUCCAGACCAUCCUAUCUUUACAGACUAUGGUCAUGGCAAACCGGGAUCUUAGAGAAAAGUUUUGACUUCCAUGAUGUAAACUGAUUCAGUGAUGUAAACUGAUCCAUGAUGUAAACUGAUUCAAAAGAGCAUUGGGCUAGUAUUCCAAAGGUCGUAGGUUCGAAUCCCACCGUGGCCGGGCAUAUUUUUCAAGCUCGCCCGGUGUGGAUACACACUCAGAGUAACAUCACAAAUAUCAUAUUCACCUGAGUACACAACACCAACACAGAAAAAAUUAUUCAGUUUAUGUAAAUAUCAAGAGUUCCUACUGCGCAUCUCACUUCUGCCGACUGGAAAAUCCCUUAUACUAAUUACCCUGAAGUGAGACUUUGGCUUUGUACAGGGUGUCCACUUUUUGGUGAAGGUGAAAUUCAAGGACUUUCAAGGAACUAGAACUGGGAAAAAUAUUCGAAAAUGGCCCAUUUUACCGUAAAUAAUUCACUUUAUUCAGUAAUUUUAAUCAAAAACGCUAAUGUUGUUGUUGGCACAGCUGAGGCCGUUUGUUCAAAGCUGGAGUAGCGCUAACCCUGGGUUAAAAUUUAACCUGCUGUUUUAGUGUGUGUAUUUCUACACUGUUUAUUUCAAAACUUCAGAGAAGAAAACUCCUAUCGAUCCAGACAAGAUCUCUAAAGAAAUAUUUCCAAAUUUAGACAAGCUGUCAGGAAAUUUGAGCUUUAAAUUUUAGGUUAACCUACGGUUAAACUGAACCCAACUUUGAACAACUGGCCCCUGGAGGUUAAGGAAAUUAAUUCCAGGACUUUCAAGGACUUCUACUGAUUUUCAAGGACUUUCCAGUCCAGGAUUUGAGGCCCGUGAACACCCUGUUUGUACAGCCUAGUUCCUGGCCUUCUCGCUUCCGCCUCGUUAUUUUAGGGGGAAAUCGCUAAGGUUUGCAGGUUGACCGGGAUAAAGCUGUAUUAUUCGGAUAUUUUCCGAAACUGACAGCCCGCAAGUUCACGCCAGCCUGUAACUCGCCCGCGCUUGGAAGGCCAGGGACUAGGCUGCUGUUUGUAUGUAAUUACUCUGUAGUAAUAGUGCAGCUGGGACUGGAAGUAUUAGCUAGAGACAUUCAACUGUUCAAUUUUUAUUUGUAUUUAAUUUAUAACCACAAUAGAACUGUCAUUAAAUAAUUUUUGUACUAGCAUACUGUAUUUUAUCUUUGUGUAAGGACCUGCCUCGUUGGGACAAGAUA
Molecule: messenger RNA, 4024 nt
Organism: Paramuricea clavata
Lineage: Eukaryota; Metazoa; Cnidaria; Anthozoa; Malacalcyonacea; Plexauridae
Source: the annotation of a GenBank genome assembly